GUUUCACCCGGACAAGAAUCCGGACGACCCCGAUGCCAAGCUCAAGUUCCAGAAGGUCGCCGAGGCCUUCACGGUCCUGUCAGACGAGAACAAGCGUGCAAAGUACGACAACUCUGGCGACAUGGACCUAGAGGGCUUCGACGUGGAGACCUUCAUGGAAAUGGUGAACGCUGCAGGGCUGAAGUUCCAGAAGCAAGACCGCGGUUCGGACGAGCGUGAUGGCCGCGACGACUUCCCGGAGGAGGCGCCUUCGCGAAGUGCCAUGGAUCGCCUGGCGGGCCUGGGCGUGUCUGAUGAGGAGCAGGGCGAUGCGAUAGCCAUCGGAGAUGGAGACUACGAUGCGAAUCCGUUCCUCCUCGGCGCCGAAGCGUCGAAUCCGGCGGAGGUACCCAUCUUCGCAUCCGAAGGGGGUGCGGAAGCACAACAAGCAGCUGCCGCGGCUCUGCGACAUCUUCCUGCAGGCCUUCUGAACACGGGGUAUUACGUCCGCUUCUUUCAGGAGACGAAACUGCUCGGGUCUGGAAGUUUCGGGGCGGUCUACCUCUGCCGUCACGUUCUAGACGACAUGAUGCUGGGCGACUAUGCUGUGAAGAAGGUGCCGGUCGGAGACAACAAGGUCUGGCUCCGGGACAUGGUGCGGGAAGAUGCCAUGUCCAAGCGAAAGCUGGAGGAUGCCCAGGCAGAAGCCAAUCGGCCAUCCCAAGCAGGCCGGCCCCCCUUGGUUUUCCACCUCGAAGCAACUUGUGGCCGUGCACGAGCUGCAACAGUGACUUUGCCCCAUGGUGACGUGCUGACACCAGUUUUCAUGCCAGUUGGCACGCAGGGCACCAUCAAGGGCAUGUCGUCCGAGGACAUGGAGACGCUCGGCUGCCGGAUCUUGCUGGGGAACACCUUCCACCUGGCAAACCGCCCCACCUGCGAGCUUCUUCGAAAAUGCGGUGGUCUGCACAAACUGAUGAACUGGAACGGCAACAUCCUCACUGACAGCGGGGGGUUUCAGAUGGUCUCCUUGCUGAAGCUGGCCGUGAUUACAGAAGAUGGUGUCGAGUUUGAAGACCCGAAGAAGCCGGGAAGCCGGAUGCUGCUGACGCCAGAGAAGUCCAUUGAGUCCCAGAACGACAUCGGGGCCGACAUCAUGAUGGCCCUGGACGAUGUGGUGUCUUCCACGCUGGAUCCUGUCAAGGACGAGGCACGCAUCAAAGAGGCGACGGAUCGGACUUUGAGAUGGAUUGACCGAUGCAUGAAAGCGCACCGAAAUCCAGAGCAGCAGAAUCUCUUCGGCAUCGUUCAGGGCCACCUGGACGUCAAGGACGGAGGCUUACGGGACUACUCCUUGAAGGAGAUGAUCAAACGUGAUUUGCCCGGCUACGCCAUCGGGGGCUUGUCAGGAGGCGAGGCCAAGUCAGAGUUCUGGCGCGUGGUCGAACGCUGCACGCGACCUGAAAGUGGCCUCCCUCCGAUGAAGCCGCGUUACCUGAUGGGAGUGGGCUAUCCCCUGGACAUCGUGAUUUGUGUCGCGCUGGGCGUCGACAUGUUUGACUGCGUCUAUCCCUGCCGAACGGCACGCUUCGGGACAGCUUUGGUGCGGAGUGGCCAGCUCAGGCUGACGAGCGCCGAGUUCGCCAGUGACUAUCGUCCUCUGGAGCCGGACCGCGAUGGAAACGGCCAGGGUCCGCUGAAGGAUUACACCAGAGCCAUGUUGUACACCAUCGUUACCAAAGAGCCCGUGGCUGCGCAGCUCAUCACACUGCACAAUCUCUGGUUCAUGCUGAAUCUCCUGCAAGAGAUGCGGCAGCAAAUCAAGUCGGGAUCAUUUCCGGAGUGGGUCCGUCGAUUUCUGCAAGACUUCUUCCCCAUGGCGAAGCCGGCUCCGUGCGAACACUGCCCGCCCCGAUGGGUGAAGGAUGCUUUGGAUUUAUGUGGCAUAGCUGUGGAUGACCUCUUUGAUUGGAGCGAGUCUGCAAAAGAGUUGCCGGACAUGCCAAAAGACACCGGGAAGGCCUCCGGGCUGCAGCGAGUGGCCCUGAUUUCGCUUACGGGAGAAAACGUGAAGACUUUCGAGCGCCUUCAUCAUCCGAACAUAGUGGAGUACAAGCAUUCCUGGUUGGAGCUGUCCAGGCGUUCCGAGUUCUGUCCCUUCGUGCCGUUCCUCUUCAUCCUUAUGCAGUACUGCAACGGCGGCUCGUUGGCGGAGCAGAUAUGGCACGACGGCAACUCCCAGACGCCCAAGGACCAGAUGCCCACCGAACAGAUCUGGCACUUCCUCUUAGACAUCCUCCUGGGAUUGCAGCACCUGCACAGGCAGGGCAUCCUCCACCGGGACCUGAAGCCGACAAACAUCCUUCUCUCCUGGCCCGACAACAGCAACAGGGGCCCCGGAUCCGAGAUGUUUCCCAGGGCGCUUCUGAGCGACUUCGGAACGGCUCAAGCCUUUGGGGAGCCACCGGCCAGUGCAACGGCAGCGGCCUCGCGCGGCUACACGGGCACUGUGGAGUACACGGCGCCGGAGCUGCUCCUCAUGGAGGACUUCGAGCGGGAGUAUUCGGAGAAGAGCGACAUGUGGUCCCUUGGGAUGGUGCUCUACGCGAUGUGCUUCUCUUCCCUGCCCUUCUCGCACGACGAUCCACAUGUCGUGAAGGGCCUCAUCAAGUCCUUCGUGGAAGAAAAGCGCCGUGCGGCUCCCAACGAGAAGGCGCCGAGCGCCGAGGAAGACGCCUCCGGAUGGCUACCCUUCGACACUGGCGGACGCAUCGGGCCCCUUCGCUUGGUCCUUGCUGCUUUGCUGGCCUUGGAUGCCCGGCGCCGGCCUGCAGCCACGGACCUGCUUGAGAACACGGUGUUCCGUCGACAAGCACGGCGGUAUCUCCGAAAAGCAGACCCUGCAGGAGAAGCGCAGACUACGGCCUUGCCGAUCGACUCCUCCUGGAAUUGGCUGCCCUUUGGCCUCAAGUACAACAUGCUGUGGCGUAAGGCUUUGGUCGGCCGCAUGGAGGCGGUUGGGUUCUUUGCCCGCCAUGCCAUUCGGCACAGCGAGAAAUCCGAGGUGCCGGAGCGACUUUCCAGUGGAUUGCACAAGGCGAUGAGAGCUAUGGCUUCGAUGAAGGGCCAAGCCGUGCCGGUGAACGUGAUGAAGUCCAUGAAGAAGGGCCUCACGGCCGGUACAUGGGCAGCGGCAAAGAAGAAGGCAGAGCAAGAGGAGCAAGACCCUGUCGAAGCUUUGAAGCUCGCCAAACGGAUUUACGGUCGUCAAGUCUUCCUGGAGCGUCGGCCCCCGGCGGCAGCAGCGGCCCCGCCUAGCUUCGGCAUCCUUGCGGAUCUCUCCCUCAUUGCCUUCGAUGCGGGUCUGGGGACCCUCGAAAGGAAUGCUGAAGGCCGCUAUCGCUUGGCGAAUGGCGCCACAAAGGUGAACGUCCGCUUACCCCAAUGCAUCGAAGAGGUGCUGGGCCCCGUGAAGGAUUACAACCCAAAGCAGGUGGAGGAGUGGUGCAACUCCUUGGGGCAGGUGGUUCUGGAGAAGAUGCAGGAGCUCAGUGGUAACUUCAAAUACAUUGUGAACAUUAGUCUGAUGGAGAAGAAGGGCGCAGGCUUCCACACGAGUUCAUCCACAUUCUGGGAUCCGGAGUCAGACGCCGCGACCACUUACAGGUGGGAGAACAAGGCCCUGAUCUGUGUGGUUCAGGUGUUUGGCAUCGGAAUGUGA
Symbiodinium necroappetens is the source of this 3700-nucleotide messenger RNA. The record is from the annotation of a GenBank genome assembly. NCBI's taxonomy places the organism in Eukaryota, Dinophyceae, Suessiales, Symbiodiniaceae.